Messenger RNA from Pyricularia pennisetigena, 933 nucleotides. RefSeq lists its product as uncharacterized. NCBI's taxonomy places the organism in Eukaryota, Fungi, Ascomycota, Sordariomycetes, Magnaporthales, Pyriculariaceae. The transcript has 2 exons. Gene Ontology annotation, biological process: tRNA methylation. Gene Ontology annotation, molecular function: tRNA methyltransferase activity. Gene Ontology annotation, cellular component: cytoplasm. The record is from RefSeq and is a predicted model, not a curated record. The coding region runs from base 1 to 933 and encodes 310 amino acids.
AUGACCACCGCUGCCAAGAUCCCAACCCCAUUCCUGGAAAAGAAAGCAAAGAUCGUAGCCCAGCUCGCGACGCCUGAUUCCGUCUACACGGACGCGUCGCCCAAGGGCUCCGUAGACAUCGGGAUACGCGAGCUCAUUGCCGAGAUCAACGCGCAGACCGGGCUCGUGACCACCAGCUCCUGCGCCGGACGGGUCAGCGUCUUCCUUGAGGGGAAAAAGUCCCAGCACCAGGCGCAAGAGGGCGGCGGUGAUGCGCAGCUUGCCGGGGUGGUUGGAGGCAAGGGAGGGGGUGGGAGGUGGCUGUAUGUGAGCCACGAGCCGUUUGGUGAUGUGGCUGGGACGAGCUGGCAGGAUGUGCUGUUUGGUGCCGACGGUACCGGUGAUGCGGUUGCUGAUGAGGCUACCGAGGAGGCGGAGGAGAGGCUUGUGCAUUUUAAGUUUGAGCCCAUGAUCCUCCAUAUCCUCACCGCUUCCCCAGAGCAUGCCCAGUCAGUUCUACGGUGUGGUCUAGAAGCCGGGUUCCGAGAGUCUGGAGCCAUCAACCUACUCGGCCAACAGCAGCAGCAGGCCACGCCCAUGGUCGCCAUCAGGUCCAUGGGCCUUGGAGUGGAGUCCAUCGUUGGCACGGUGGCCGCAGGUGGACUGCAGUGCCUAGUUACGCCUCAGUACCUAGCCAUGUUGGUUAGGAUAUCAAAUGAGAGGUUCCGGCAGAACGCUGAGCGUAUAGAGCGUUUUCGCUUGGCUCUCAAGGAUGAAUUUGGAGGGAAGAAGCAAACGGGCAAAGCUGGUUGGGAAGACGCGGUUGCGAGGAGGGAGAGGAAGAAGGCUGAGGGUUUGAGAAGGAGGGACGAGGUUGCCAAGGAGAGGGAGAAGUCAAACGCGGCAAAUGGAAACUCCGACAUGCUAGAUGAGCAGCCAAUAAUAAUACCAUAA